Molecule: messenger RNA, 591 nt
Organism: Rhizophagus irregularis DAOM 181602=DAOM 197198
Lineage: Eukaryota; Fungi; Glomeromycota; Glomeromycetes; Glomerales; Glomeraceae
Source: RefSeq, a predicted model, not a curated record
GGAAAUCGAACAAUGUAUUAGUAGUAUCUUGAAUCAUAUUUCAAAAAAAUCAAUUCUUUCAUUUUUUAUAAAUAAUAAUGAAAGAAAAAAUUCUUUUUCAAAUAAUGUUCAAGAAUCAAUUAAAUCUUUAGAAACCUUCAGUUCUUCAAUAGAAAAGUCUUAUGAAAUUACGUCAAUAGCAGAAUCAGUUCGUAAUAGUGCUCAUAAGCGAGUCAUUAAAGCAAAAAAUGAUGAACUAAAACUUAUUCUCAACUGUAAUAAUAAAAGUCAUUGGAAGAAAUUUCGGGAUUACAUUUAUUCAAUGUUUGAUAAAAGAGAUGGCUUAAAAUGUGAUACUCAGAAAGGAGAUUUGUUAGAACAUUUAGAUAAUGAUUUAGUGAGGAUUGCAAAAAUUUUACUAAAUUUUAAAGGGAAUUUGAAAAUUCAUUCCGAUGUAUUACGUAAACUUUCAGAUAAUAUAGAAUAUUUAAAACAUCUCAAAUUGAACAAUCUUGAAAUCCAAAAAAUUAAUAAUAUUAGAAAACUUUUGAGUAUGAUUAAAGAGAAUCAUAAAAAAUUCAAUAAAUAAUAAAGUGGACCAAUAAAUAUUCC